CCGCCCCCACCAGCCUCUUUCUCUUUCCUUUUCUCCCUCAGGGUAGAGAUAGGUAGGGUUAGGUCAGUUGCCCAAAGGUGGGGACAUUUCCUGAUGCCUUUGCAACACUGAGAUGUUGUCUUAAGAGAGGCUGGGCCCCAUUCUGGCACCAGGCCUGGAAGGUGAACACCGGGGGGCCACCGGGACAGUGUGCUGGGGGGGACACCCAGGCCGUCCUCUCUUCUCUCCUGGCAGCUCUCUCAGCCUCUAGCUUUCCACUUGACCAUGGCCCUGGCUGAGGUCAUCAGCCUCUGGAAUGAAGGGGUGCUGGCAGCCGACAAGAAGGACUGGAAGGGGGCCCUGGACGCCUUCAGCGCAGUCCAAGACCCCCACUCCCGGAUUUGCUUCAACAUCGGCUGCAUGCACACGAUCCUGGGAAACAUGCUGGAGGCGGAGAAGGCCUUUACCAAAAGCAUUAACCAAGACAAGCACUUGGCAGUGGCUUACUUCCAACGAGGGAUGCUCUACUACCGGACAGAGAAAUAUGAUUUGGCCAUUAAAGACCUUAAGGAGGCCUUGACUCAACUUCGAGGGAACCAGCUGAUAGACUACAAGAUCCUGGGGCUGCCAUUCAAGCUGUUUGCCUGUGAGGUGUUAUAUAAUAUUGCUUUCAUGUACGCCAAGAAGGAGGAAUGGAAAAAGGCUGAGGAACAGUUAGCACUGGCUUCGGGAAUGAAGUCUGAGCCCCGACAUUCCAAAAUCGACAAGGCCAUGGAGAGUGUCUGGAAACAGAAGCUGUAUGAGCCAGUGGUGAUCCCCAUGGGCAGGCUGUUUCGACCAAAUGAGAGACAAGUGGCUCAGCUGGCCAAGAAGGAUUACCUCGGCAAGGCUACGGUUGUGGCAUCUGUGGUGGAUCAAGACAGUUUCUCUGGGUUUGCCCCUCUGCAGCCACAGGCAGCUGAGCCUCCACCCAGACCCAAAACCCCAGAGAUCUUCAGGGCUCUGGAAGGAGAGGCUCACCGUGUGCUGUUUGGGUUUGUGCCUGAGACCCCAGAGGAGCUUCAGGUCAUGCCAGGGAACAUUGUCUUUGUGUUGAAGAAAGGCAAUGAUAACUGGGCCACGGUCAUGUUCAACGGGCAGAAGGGGCUUGUUCCCUGCAACUACCUUGAACCAGUUGAGCUGCGGAUCCAUCCUCAGCAGCAGCCCCAGGAUGGCUCCCCAGAGCUUGACAUCCCAGCUCCUCCCAGUUCUGAUGCCCCAGGAAGACCCCAGCUGUCACCAGGUCGGAAACAAAAAGAAGAGCCCAAGGACGUAAGGCUGAGUGUUCCCAUGCCCUAUAUGCUCAAGGUGCACUACAAGUACACGGUGGUCAUGGAGACGCAGCCUGGGCUCUCCUAUAGCCAGGUCCGGAAUAUGGUGUCUAAGAAACUGGAGCUCCUGCCAGAACACACGAAGCUGAGCUACCGGCCUCAGGACAGCAAUGAGCUGGUGCUGCUGUCCGAAGAUAACAUGAAGGAUGCCUGGGGCCAAGUGAAAAACUACUGCCUGACUCUGUGGUGUGAGAACACAGUGGGUGACCAAGGCUUUCCAGAUGAACCCAAGGAAAGUGAAAAAUGUGAUGCUAAAAACCAUCCGACAGAACUUCAGCUUAAGGAAAGGAGCCAAGUGGUAGCUCUCUUCAGUUACAAGGCUACGCAACCAGAGGACCUGGACUUUGUGGAAGGGGAUAUAAUCCUCGUGCUAUCAAAGGUGAAUGAAGAGUGGCUGGAAGGGGAAUGUGAAGGGAAGGUUGGCAUCUUCCCCAAAGCUUUUGUUGAAGAAUGUGCAACUACAGAUGUGAAAAGCACUCCUAGAGAAGUCUAGGACGUUUCACAACCUACUAAGUCAAACACAAGGAAGCCUUUGUUUGCAUGAUUUAGCAGGCCUCUGCUGUAGACUGUACUGGGGACAUUACAGUUUGAGAGCGUUAACCUAAAUUUUUUCUGUUAACAAUUAUCUAUUAGGCAUUUAUGUGAGUACCCAGGAUGAUGAUUGUCUGGGGCACAGGGGGUGGGGAAGUUAUGGGGAGGAGUGGAAGUAAGUGUCUGAGGGGGUCUUAUAGGGUGCUGAUAAUCUGUUUCUUGCUCUGAGUGCCAGCUACCCAGAUGCAUUCACAUUGUAAAAAUUCACCAAGCUGUCUACCUUUGAAUGAUGCAUUUCUCUGUAUGUAUGAUACCUCAAUAACAAAAAAAAACUUAAUUUCAGGGCAGCACCUGUGGCUCAGUGAGUGGGGCGCCAGCCCUGGCCAAACUGCAAC
Molecule: messenger RNA, 2275 nt
Organism: Otolemur garnettii (small-eared galago)
Lineage: Eukaryota; Metazoa; Chordata; Mammalia; Primates; Galagidae
Gene: NCF2
Product: neutrophil cytosolic factor 2
Exons: 15
Coding region: 265-1842 (525 amino acids)
Biological process (GO): respiratory burst; superoxide anion generation; phagocytosis
Cellular component (GO): NADPH oxidase complex
Molecular function (GO): superoxide-generating NADPH oxidase activator activity; protein binding
Source: RefSeq, a predicted model, not a curated record